UAUUUGUAACGUACCUACUAAUCCUCGCAGCGUCUCAUUCACUCGACGCUCCGGCCUGCACACUACUGUGUGUGUGCGUGUGUGUGUGCGCGUGUGUGUGCGCGUGUGUGUGUGUGUGUGUGAGAGGCAUCGAUAACUGUUAGUGGUCUAACGGUAGUUAGUUUUUGUCACAUCUCUUGAUUCUCUUGUGAUUCGUUUAAGCUUGAUUAAUCGAACUUAACUGAUUUGAACAGGUAAACGCGACAAUAGUCUUCCGACUUUCUCAGUCGGACCGUUACAUGAACGUGGACGUCACUCAACACCCGAAAUUCGCGAGGAAAAACCCAUCCCUCGCACGACGCGCGAACCAACACUGCUCGCACUUAAAUAUUCUAUUCGCGCUGCUUUGGUUUCACUCUUUUUUCUUUUUUUUAUGAACCACGAGUCCGGUUUACUCGGAUUAUUUGAUACGCGUAUCAAACAGUGCCAUUUCAGCCGAUCGGUCAAUGGCUGAAUCCAUUUACUAGUUAUUUACUAUUUGAUACGCGUAUCAAACAAUCGGUGUGUAAACUGGUGAUUGGUUUUACUCUGUUUUGUAUACUGGUUACUAUGUGAUUAACAUGUCGAGUUGGCGUAUGCAGUUCACGGAGUAAUUUUUGAACAGUAACCUUCUUAACCUCAUCGCCUAACAAUUUCCUGUGACUGUGGACGCCGUAAUUGUCGGGCGAACAGUCGAAAUAAGUGGAAACGCUCUACGUCAGCAUCCACGUUUAAAUGUCUAACUUGUCUCCAACGAUUAUUACAAGUUAAAUACAAUGUAUGUGUACGCAUGAAGUGUCGACCGAGAGAUCUAGCGAGCAAAAAUGUCAGCCGAAUACAGUCGGAACGUUCUGAAAAUAGUUGCCGCGCAGAUCUGCCAGACGAUAGGAUGGCACUCUAUUAAUUCCACGCCAUUGGAGUUCCUGGUGGAUCUCAUGCAGGAAUAUCUGUUACGCGUCUCGAGACUCACACACCAGUAUGCGGAAGUUUUGGGAAGAACGGAGCCGAAUCUUGACGACUUAGGAUUGACGUUUCAGUAUAUGAAUAUUGACAUACAGGAAUUAGCCGAAUACGUGAAAAACGUGGAUUCCGUUCCAUGUCCUAUGCAAGUCCCGCAGUAUCCAGUUAAGCGUGAGAAUCAUUUGAACUUUCUUAAAAAGGGUAGUCGCGAGGUUGUCACGAGACCAGUGCACGUACAUGAACAUUUGCCAGCCAUGUAUCCAGAUAACGAAGAAGAAUAUGCAUCGGAUAAGAAUGAAAGUUUAAUGAACGGCACGGGGGACCUGGUAUCAAGCAGUGGAGCAUCGUCGGGCAAUUCGAAUAACGCGUCACCUCAUAGAAUGUCGCCGCAGGUGGUUUUUAAACGACCGGGCGAUCCGGUGUCUCUCGAAAGUCCCUUAGCGAAGCGGGCGAAGGUCUUGGAGGAAGGUAGACCGUUACGUGAGAUAAGCAGCGUUAUGAUGACCACCUCUGGUUUUUUAUCGCCCGCGCGAGAAGGAAAGUUGCCUGAAGCGAGAACGCCGCAUCAGGUCCGAUCGGAUUCGCCGCAGCCGAGCUCUUAUCCGAUGGUACCGCCCGAACUGAAGACCGAGAAGAAACCGAAGAAGGUUGUGAAGAAAGCACCUGAGGAUCGUAAGCUCGACAAAGAGAACAAGAAGAAAAAGGGCGCGAAGGAAUUGUUCAAGCCGGACAAGAUCGACGAAAGUAAAGUUAAGAAAUUAGUUGGCAUGAAAGAGCUGGCUAAGUUAAAGCCGUUAAAGCCUGGUGGCGGCAAGGCACAGUCUACGUUACAAGAACACGCGGGUAGCAGGCCGUCCACGCCGAAGAUCGCAUCACCGAAAUCAGCCGCCGGCAGUCCGAAGCAGUCGAAGACAACGCAGCCGAAAGCUAAGACCGACAAGGUGGUAGAUUUGACGGACGGCCCUCCCGCCGUCGAGAAGAAGGAGGAAACCGUUGACAAGUUGCCGUCGGAGCCGGAUAAACAAAAGCUGAACAUAUUCAAGAAGAUAUCGAAACCGCGCGAGGAGAAGGACAAGGACAAGGACAAAGACAAAGACAAAGACAAAGAGGCAGCGGAGCCGCACAAGUACAAGGACGUUCUUGAUUCGCGCGAGAACUCGCCGGAGUUGAUCGUAAACGCGGAGAACGCGGAGAAGCACGCGCACCGUAAUGACGCGGAACCGAAGGCAGGACGCGAGGAGAAGAAGACGCCGCACACACCGGACGUGCACAUACAAUCGGACAGUGAUUUGGCAGACGUGCAGAGUUUAUCAUCGGAUGUUUACAUAUUUGACGGCGCUGACAUUUCGCCGCCGGGUACGCCCAGCACGCCGAAGACUCCCGAACUGAGUGUGCCAACAGUACCGGAGCAGAAGCGGAAGAAGAAGGAGAAGAGUGGCAAGAAGAAGGAACCUAAAUUGAAGAAUCCGAAACAAUGUAUUAGCCCGAAGAAGACGAAACCUUCGACGAAUGAUACGACAGAAUUGGACAUACCGGAUCGGCCGAAAACGCCGCAGGCCGAACUAAUACACCGAGAGCCCGUUCUUCCGAUGUCACUUCCGUUCCCCUUUUUCCCUCCAUUUCCUUCGGCGCCCGGUUUAAUUCCCCCGAUAUUCCCGCGAUUUCCACUGCCGAUCGGACGAAACGGACCAGGUCCUCAUCCCGCGAUGCCCAAUUUACCAUUACCGCCGCGUUUUUCCAACCUAGCCGUGAAGCCCGAAGACUUCCCGCUGUCCAAAAUUAAACCUGUAGAACGUGAGAGGCCACUGAUCCCCCCACCGGCCGAGUUAACGUCUUCGUCGAUUCUAGGCGAAAAUGAGAAGGCGGACAAAGAGAAGGUGGAUAACAAACUUACGAAAAUGUUUAAGCCAAGCAAAGAAUUGCCUUUCUUGAAAGUACCUGAGAGGGUACUGCCUGUAGGCGUUGCACCGCCUAUAGUGUCUGCACCUGUCGCACCAAUCACGCUUCCUACACCAACAGUACCCGUUGCGCAAAUGCCACCAUCGAAAAAUCCUAAAGCUGAAAAAACAGAGAAGAAUGACGUGAAGUCUAAAGAACAUAAGAAAGAAAAGAAGGAUAAGGUGAAGAAGAAGAAGGAUAAGAAAGAGAAACAUAAAGAUAAAGGCGAGAAAGUGAAGGAAAAGAAGGAAAAAGUUGAGAAACGCGAGAAGUUGGAAAAGAUCAAGGAAAAGAAGGAGAAAAAGGAAAAGAAGAAGGAAAAAGAUCAGAAUAAGAAGAAUAUGAAGGAGGAAAAGAAUCCAGAAGCUGUCCCAAAAAUUACGUUAAAAUUAGGUACAGCUUCUCCCAGACCAGCAACUCCGGAUAAUGCACCUAUGAAGAAAAUCACUAUUAAACCACUUGUGAAAAAGCCCGAUGAAGAGGUCAAGCGAGAACCUAGUCCAGAAUUGGCAAAAAUAUCGGCACUGGUAACACGACCGCCAAAGCAAAAGUCAGCAAGUAAGAAAACAGAGGAGGGAAUAUUAGAUGGAAGCCCUGCUCUUCCUACAGACUCUUUCUCUGCCAAUCUUACUAGCGCGCCACUUGCAUCAGUUCCUCGAGCAAAGAAAUCUAACUUCCAAAAUCUAUCUCAAAAGGUGAAAGCAGAUCCAGUUCCUAAAAAGGACGAUGCUAAGGAAGACAAAGAAAAUGGCAGGAACGUGCUGCCUACAACACCAGCCACUACUGUGGAUCGAGGGGGUCGUCAAGUGUGGAUAUGUCCCGCCUGCGGCAACCAGGAUGAUGGCUCGCCGAUGAUUGGCUGCGACGAUUGUGACGCUUGGUAUCACUGGGUGUGCGUUGGUAUGCAGGUUCCGCCAGCUGAAGACGAGGAUUGGUACUGUCGUUUUUGUAUAGCGAAGAAACAAGAACUGCUCCACGACAAGAAGAAGAAAAAGCGAAAAAAGAAAGUGAAAGUAACGGCCUAGUAUAAGUCAACCGGGUCUACCUAUGUGAGACCCGGUGUUAUUAUGCCAAAUAUUACCAAAGUCAAAGCAAAAGAUAAUAAGAGCGGCGUCAAGAGUGUGAAAACGAAAAAGGUGAGCAAGGGUGACGUUAAGAUGCAAAUGAAGCCGCUGAAAGGAAAAUCAAUAGCUAAAGCAAAAGCCACGAAGAGUGUAGUGAAGGUGAAGGCUGUAAAAAAGAAGUAGAAGAUUAUUACGUCAUGCAAUGUAACUUACAUAGCAGGAAUUGUAUUUUGUAAACUAUGGGACAAAUGUAAAUAACUUUGUUUUAUGCCAGCGUACAGAUAGUCUACAUCUGCAUCGGUAUUCUGUAUAACAGUAACGAUGUUUAUCGGUAUUUUAGUUAUUAAGAUUCAUUUAGUAAUAUUUGAGAUAUGGGCAAACGUCGUUAAUAGAAUACCUCCGCGUUAGACAGAUCUUCGGUUUUCUACUUUGUAUACAUCUAGGCAUCGUAUCACGAAUGCUGUGUAGUUUAUUACACCGCGACAAAUUUGUAGUAUAUUUUCGUAGCUCUUAAAAUCGCACAUCUUUUGCCUUAUGAUUUUAUUAGCAGAUUUAAUAUACGGGACACUGUGAAAAGUGCACAAUGUCCAUUUUUAAUGCAUAUGUUACAUGAAUCAAUUGUGUAUAAUUAUGGUGAUAAAUAUUGAAUUUCAUUUAUAUGUAUAAUCACAUGUAUAUACAAAUAUACGCAUAUAUGUGUAUAUAAUAUAUACAUAUGUACUUGUAUACAUAUGUAUAUAAAUGUAGUAUACAUACGAUUAACGGUGGUAGGAUAUAUACAUCAGUUUUCAGACAAAAUAUAAAUCAUAAAUUACUUUGAUAGCGAUUUUAUUGUGUUAUGCUAGUAGUCAAUUCAUUAUAAUUUAUAUUUAGCAUUAUAAUUUAUGCUAUAUUAGUAAUUUGUAGUAUUAUAAUUGUGUUGCAUGUACAAGAUGUAAGAUAUUUAAUUCUGGAUGUGUUUGUAAUAUACAGUGCGAGUCCGAAGUUGAGUUGAAUAAUAAACAAAAAUUAUUUGUUAGAUGAGUAAUAGCAAUAAGGUAUAAAUGCCAAUUUAUAAGAAUUGUGUCAGUCGUGUACGUUGUUCAAUUUAUAAAUGUUAUUAUUAUGUUUGUAUAAUUUUGUUUAUAAAAACAAUUGAAGAAUAUUGCUCGGAAAUUGAUUGGGAUCAUGAAUAUCUAUUGAUUAUACAAAGAUACUGUAACAGACUUAUGAAGGCUACUUGUAAUUAUGAUUGAAAAAGUUUGCUACAUAUCGUUAUACAUAUUUUAUUAUGCAUAUAAUCAAUUUGUUCAAUACACAUAGGUUUUUCUUUUAUAGCAUGGGAUGUGUGAAAGUACGUUCACGUAGCUCGCUAUUAACGCUGAAAUCUUUCUUUGACGUAUGAGUAACGAAGAUAGAAUGACGCUUUCAGCGCUACAUAGCGCUGAUAGUGAGUGCCCCGAACGCAUCCGUGGUUGUAUAAAUAUUAAAAUAAAGGCUUGUCAAUUUAUGCGAAUCAACAUCAUGAAAUGUGUACACACACAUACACGCGCGUGUAUAGACAUACACAUUUAGCUAUAUCGGACCAUCUAGACCACUAAAUGAAAUUAUAAUCACCUGCGAUAUUUAUUAUUAUAAUUAAUUUCUUUUGUACUUGAAAUCUGGAGUACAAUACAUACAAAUAUGUAAAAAUUUUACAAUUAUAAAUUCGUUAUUUACAUA
Messenger RNA from Vollenhovia emeryi, 5681 nucleotides. RefSeq names its product transcription initiation factor TFIID subunit 3-like (gene Taf3). Gene Ontology annotation, molecular function: protein heterodimerization activity. Bases 843 to 3941 code for a protein of 1032 amino acids. Gene Ontology annotation, cellular component: transcription factor TFIID complex. The transcript is spliced from 11 exons. NCBI's taxonomy places the organism in Eukaryota, Metazoa, Arthropoda, Insecta, Hymenoptera, Formicidae. The record is from RefSeq and is a predicted model, not a curated record.